AUGCAACUACUCAUCGUUUUCUUAACCUUACUGGCAAUUUCCCUUGCUAAGUCAGUAAAUCUUCCAGGGCAUCAGACAACAUACUAUGGAUAUGCCUUGGAUAUGGAUGUUCUGGCAAAUUAUAACACCUUUACUUGCAUUAAAUCCUACGGCUACAGUACUGUAUUCAUAAGGGCUUACAAUCCAGCUGGCGUCGGCAGCUUCGACAUGAACGCUGUUGGCAAUAUUCGUAAUGCUUAUCAAGGCAAGCGUGCACACUAG
This is a messenger RNA of Strongylus vulgaris, 261 nucleotides long. The record is from the annotation of a GenBank genome assembly. NCBI's taxonomy places the organism in Eukaryota, Metazoa, Nematoda, Chromadorea, Rhabditida, Strongylidae.